This is a messenger RNA of Rangifer tarandus platyrhynchus (Svalbard reindeer), 501 nucleotides long. The record is from the annotation of a GenBank genome assembly. NCBI's taxonomy places the organism in Eukaryota, Metazoa, Chordata, Mammalia, Artiodactyla, Cervidae.
AUGCCUCGGUUUGCCCUCUGUCCUCUGAGCCCCCAGGAUGGGGAGUGUGUCCCCACCAUGAGGAUGGGACCUGGGAUCAGCCUCUUUCUGUGUUGCCCAGAGAGGAGAGUUUAUAUCCCUGCCCCCCAACCCCCGCCCUUCAGCUUCACCCCCUGCAGUGCCCAGGAUGGACUUGGGGGAGGAGAAGGUGGGUCUCUGGGUCACACCCCUGUCACAGGUGCCCGUGAGGAUGCGUGCCAUUACCAGAGGGGGGACGACAGCACUGCUGGGGUAGAUUGCAGCACCCUCUCCACUUUCCCAGCUCACCUUGCUCCCGCCAGCACUCUCCUGAGCAAGAAGGCUGGGGGCCAGCCCCUUGGGGUAGAGGGCCCUGAGACCCUCAGUGGAAAACUCAAGGGGCAGGUAUAUCCUUCAGCAAAAUUUGGGGACCCACAGCCAGUAGUACUCAAAAGCUGGCCAGGUUCCUUGCUGGGGACAGACGCACAGCAGAAGGGACCCUGA